Drosophila rhopaloa is the source of this 1524-nucleotide messenger RNA. RefSeq names its product mitochondrial import inner membrane translocase subunit TIM50-B (gene ttm2). Lineage: Eukaryota; Metazoa; Arthropoda; Insecta; Diptera; Drosophilidae. The record is from RefSeq and is a predicted model, not a curated record. Gene Ontology annotation, molecular function: phosphoprotein phosphatase activity. Bases 194 to 1456 code for a protein of 420 amino acids. The transcript has a single exon.
UGCAGUCGAAAAAAACACGACCAAUCGGCUGUCUGCGACAAAAUUUCAAUAAAAUAAUUUACACAGAAGAAAAAAUUAACUCUUCCUUGGCUGGUCAAUACAAAGAUGUCAAAUUUUAUAGUGGCUUAUUAUUAAACUGAAUACCAAACAAUUGAUCGGCAAUUUGAGCGCCGAAUAAAUCUUCAAGUUGCCAAUGCCUUCAAUAGCCAUAGUUCGUCUUUUAAAUAAAUGCCCGCGGAUUGGUCGCAAGAUUAUCAACACGUCACGAGCGCUGACCUUUGGCCUAUGGCGCACAAUGGUCGAAACACUUCAGGUGGAGGCCGAUGAACCGGCAGAAACUUGUGAAAUUCAGAGGACGAGGACGAAGCCAGGCUGCAUAUCGUGCUUUGGAUUCCGAACUCUUGUGCACCGCCGCAAUGCAAGUGCAUCUUUGGUAUUCAUUGUACACCGACGCUACUCGACCUAUGAGAAGACGUCUGCGCAAAUCCUAUCGAAGCUCUUUCCCCAAACUUCUGGUGAGCCCAACGACGAGGAGUGUAGGAAGCGUCGCAAACGAGAGGAGGAGGAGGAAGUGAAGGAAAUGGAGCGAGCUUGGAGCCGUAUGAAACUAGGUUUUGCACUCUUUGGUAUAGGAGGACUGCUGUUCUCCUCUUGGGCCAUAUAUUACUUUGGCAAGCCAGCACUGGAUAAACAGGGAAAGGAAGUUAAAGACGAGUUUAGUCAGCUGCCACUAACGCAGCAAUACACUGCUCGGACCUGGAAGUCGGUGAACCACUUCCAACGAUUCAUACAGGAGCCGUCAAGUCAGAAGCUACUUCCUGAACCUCUUCAGGCGCCGUAUGUGCAGCCGGCGUAUACCUUAGUGCUUGAGAUUAAGGACGUGUUGAUACACCCUGACUGGACUUACGAAACCGGCUGGCGCUUUAAGAAGCGUCCCGGCGUUGACAUAUUUCUUAAAGAAUGUGCUAAGUAUUUUGAGAUCGUUGUUUACACGGCGGAGCAAGGAAUUACAGUGUUUCCACUGCUCGACGCCCUUGAUCCAAACGGUUUUAUUAUGUAUCGUCUGGUUCGUGACUCAACACACUUUUUUCAAGGACAUCACGUAAAGAAUCUUGACAACCUGAACCGAGACCUAAAACGUGUGGUGGUCGUGGAUUGGGAUAGAAACUCCACCAAGUUGCAUCCUUCAAAUUGUUUCUCGAUCCCGCGAUGGUCUGGAAACGACAAUGAUACGACUCUCUUUGAUCUUGUGUCGUUCCUGAGUGUUCUGGGCACCAGUGAGAUAGACGAUGUCCGGGAAGUGCUGCAGUACUACAAUCAAUUUAAUGAUCCCAUAUCUCAAUUCCGGGAAAACCAGAGAAAGCUAAGUGAGCAAAUGCAGGCCGAUGAACUGGAAAAGAAUAGCAAAAAAAAGCUUGUUGUCAAGAAUUGGUCCCGGGGCUUCAUAAAGCAUUAAAACGUUAAGGUUUUGAUUUUUUAUAAUUAGCCAGGAUAAAUCCAAUAAAAAUGUUAAAGAAAAAACAA